AUGGCAAACUCUUCUCUUUCCUCCGUCGUCUCUAACCUAGUGCGCGCUCAGGUCGGGACCGCUGCGACGAGCACGGUCACAGACGAAGAUCUAGACCGCCAUGUUGCAGAACUUAUCCUCAAGGAGGCCAAACAGAAGGCAGAACGCUAUGGCAAGGACGGAAUCCGUGCAUUCUUACCACAACAGGAAAGCAAUGCCCCGCGCAUGAACAAGCGUUUCCUGUCGUCCAUAAUUCGUAACACAGACGACCAUAACAAAUCGAUACUGAAAGCUCAGGCCCUCUCUGCAGCCGAGAUCCGCAUGGAGCGUGAGGAACAAGAACGGAGAGACAGACGUGCGCGUGCAGAGGAGGCGGCUGCAGCAGAACGCAUGCGACGGCGCAUGGGUGGCUCCAGGAGAGACGAUGAUGGGGAGCGGGGUAGUAGGAAGCGAAGAGAAAGAAGUUGGGAAAGGCGCGAUCAUAACGACGAUACGCGUAGCCGACCACGGCUGAGCCAUCGACACCACGACCACGACCACGACCACGACCACGACCACGACCGCGACCACGAAUCUGAGCGAGACGAACGCAAGCAGCGGCGCCACCGACAUUCGUCGCGUUCGAGGAGGAGCCGUAAAGACAGAGACGAUGGGGACCGUCCUACGAGACAUCGGUCGCGCUCAUCGGAUGAAGAGAGACGCCCCUCCGGUCAUAGCAGACGCCACAACUACUCGAGAGACCGCACCGAUGUAUCCUCAGACGGAGAGGAUCGUCGCCGUACCAAGCGUCGUCGCAGCCGUGAACAUGAUCGAAGCCGCAGUCACCGUAGCCGCUCGCCAAGGAAGGGCAAUCGACCUUCACGGUCGGCAACCUUGUCAGACGAAGAGGACGUUCGACGCCCAAAGCUUAAGGAGUAUAGUCCUCUACAUGCAGACAAGCCUCCAGAUGUCGAUCGAGAGUCAGAGCUACGCCAUCUACUCAAGGGCAAGGGCAAGGCAAACGGCUCGGCUCCCCCUUCACGCUCAUGCUCUCCCGGGCCUCAGCCAUUCUCACCAAAUUUAGUUUCUCAGAGUCAUUCUUCGACACACAAUCGCCUCAGGGUACCCCUCGUAUCUCCUUCCUCAUCGCGCACCCCGCCCUCUUCCCACCUUCGCGCGCGCGCCCCCUCACGCUCACGGCGUUCUCGUUCUCGUUCGCGCCCUCGCCCCCCGUCAUCAUCGCCACCGCCUGUCCCUCUAACGGAACCUCCGUCCAAGAUGGACAAGUACUUUGAAGCAACGUAUGAUCCGCGGCUCGACGUGGCCCCCCUUGCGGCCCCUAACAUCCCUGCAACCGGUCUCAUCAGUGAUGCCGAGUUCGAGGGCUGGGACGCGAUGCUCGAGCUCAUCCGUAUCCGGCGCGAGGACAAGGAAGAGCGAAAGCGAAUGGAGCGGCUAGGACUCGUGAGCAAGGAUAAAAAGGGGAAAGAUAAGAAGAAAGAUGCAAGCGGCCUGGAAACCGGGAUGUCUGGUUGGACGGAGGGCGGAGCCAAUAUCAUGGAUAUCGAGUACAAGAAGCGAGGGUCGGUGAGGGAGUGGGAUUUGGGGAAGGAAGGAUUUUAG
Messenger RNA from Heterobasidion irregulare TC 32-1, 1581 nucleotides. RefSeq lists its product as uncharacterized. NCBI's taxonomy places the organism in Eukaryota, Fungi, Basidiomycota, Agaricomycetes, Russulales, Bondarzewiaceae. The record is from RefSeq and is a predicted model, not a curated record. The transcript has 2 exons. Bases 1 to 1581 code for a protein of 526 amino acids.